ACCAACUCUGCGGCGCGGGGCACAGGGCAGAGGGUUUUGGGAGCAGAGAAGCCUCAUCUCCUUCGCUUUCCCUUCGCGUGCCGGCGGCCUGCUGCGUCCGCGGGGCCUGGUCUGGCCGGAUGGCUCGCGCGCCCGUCGUCGCCGUGCUCGCCGUCGCCGUCCUCCUGGCCUGCUUGCUGCCCGCCGCCGCCGCCGCCUCCUCGUCUCACCGGGCAGCAGCGGCAUUACGACGACUCGAGACGGCGGCGCCCAUGGACACCGAGCAGGGCAUGCGGGAGAAAGUGGACGUGGCCAAGGUCGCGGAGGAGGACGUGAGCACGACGGGGUUCGGCGCGGAGUCCGAGAGGGAGGUGCCGACGGGACCGGACCCCAUCCACCACCACGGCCGGGGGCCAAGGAGGCAGUCGCCGUGAUCGUGCGCGGGCGAGCCAUGGCGGAGGAGGAGGAUUGGGAGUUGUGAUCUUGAUCAGUCAUCACGCGUGAGCGGGAUUCCAAGAUGAUUGCGCUCUUUCUUUUUUGGUGGAUUGAAUCUGUGGUGACCUUUUGGUUCUAAUUCCAUUGUUGUAGUAGGGGAGACAGCAACAGAGAUUACCUUUCAUCAAAACUUUGUUUCUGCAUACCAAUUAGGGAAAGGGAAUAGAAUUCAUAAUA
Molecule: messenger RNA, 651 nt
Organism: Panicum virgatum (switchgrass)
Lineage: Eukaryota; Viridiplantae; Streptophyta; Magnoliopsida; Poales; Poaceae
Exons: 3
Coding region: 120-413 (97 amino acids)
Molecular function (GO): receptor serine/threonine kinase binding
Source: RefSeq, a predicted model, not a curated record